Molecule: messenger RNA, 921 nt
Organism: Anopheles funestus (African malaria mosquito)
Lineage: Eukaryota; Metazoa; Arthropoda; Insecta; Diptera; Culicidae
Gene: Ripalpha
Product: RIP-like protein
Exons: 2
Coding region: 134-751 (205 amino acids)
Biological process (GO): protein import into nucleus
Cellular component (GO): nucleus
Source: RefSeq, a predicted model, not a curated record
UGUGAACAAAUUAAACAACAAAUCGCUGUCAUCAAGCAAAGUGCCCGCGCUUCACUCUACGCUUCUGUAAACACCAUUUUGUAAACUUUUUUAAUCGUGUAAUCGUGUGUUCUUUUGUGUUAAUUAAACUGCCAUGGAAAUUAUAAAUCCAGGCCCAUCAUCUCACCAGACUACUGUGGCCGAUAAAUUACGUUCGAAAGAUGCUGCACGACGCUUCAAAUAUGGGUCACCGAAGCUGGUCGAUAUGAUGCGAGAGAAAUGCCGCAUCCGUAUCAAAGAAGCACGUAAUGAACAGUUCCUAAAGAAGCGUAACAUCAUUGAAGAGGAGAAAAAUUUCCUAGAAUCAAUUGUACGGGAGGAGCUUUCCGAGCUGGAACACGACAUUGCACUACAGGAACUGAUCUACAAGGAGCUUAUGGAGGAUACGGAACAGUGGUUGUUUUACGAGCAGGCGGAAAAUUAUCUCAUCGAUUCUUAUGACACCGAUACAGUAUUUUGUCCCAUAUGCGAACACAACGUACUGCGCCUCGAUAGUGUAGCCAAGCGGCUUAGCUGUUCCUGUGGUGUACUGUUGCAUUACGAUGGAUCGAUGGAAACAUUCAGUAAACUGCUGUCGGAAACGAUCGGACAGCAUUCGAUGCGUUGCGCAAAUAAUGUACAGUUUUUCACAGAGCCUAUCGUAGAUGUAGAUUUCGUCCAGUUAAACGCUUUCUGUCUCGGAUGUGACUUCUACCGCGAUCUGACGAGUUAAAGGUCGCGUGAGAAGAUAGGAUUUUUGUUUUGUUAUUUGCGUACGGUAUUUAGUUUUUAAAUUAUACUGUUUAUGAGUCACUCUUUUUGUAUUGCAUAGACCCAUCUUCAAGUUGACGAUUAGAUGUAAAAAAAAGUAAAAUAAAUGUUUGCUGUGUUUGAUAUACUGAA